UACCACCUCGUACAUAUGUACCUACCAGUCACUUUAAAGUGUGGACAAAGCAAAACGAAAAUCUCACGAUGAGCAAAUUGACGCACCGAGAUCCGAACAGAGCAGCCUUACUGUCGAGGACCCCAUCCUACAAUAGCAGUCCCUCGUCGAAUCCAGGAGCGACGACGAUCCCGAACUAUGGCCGCUCGUAUGGCUCCUAUGACCAGCAACUCCCAUUCUCUUCCUCUUCCUCUUCCUCCUUCUCGAAUCAUCGAACAGCCGAAGAACUCGAAUCUCAGAAUGACGAGGCUAUCGAAGGUCUUAGUGCGAAAGUUAGACUACUUAAAGAAAUCACUGUUAAUAUCGGUACAGAAGUGAAAGAAUCUAGUAAUCUGAUUGCCACCCUAAAUGACAAGUUUUCAGAAGCCACGGGAGUAUUAUCAGGGACGUUCAAGAAGAUGGCCCGGAUGCCCAAGAACCAGUAUGGAAGAUGGUGGUACUGGUUCUUGUUUUUAAUUGUCGUUUUUUGGAUCUUCGUCUUUACUUGGCUAUGGAGACGUUGAUAUAUGAACACACAAGAGAUCGUCCACCAACACUCCUACACACCCGUCACCCUCCCAACCUGACAAGAAAAAUAUAUGGAAUUGUAGUAUUGUUUUGUUGUUUGAAAGCUACCCCGCAUUGGUAGAGGAUGUAAACAAGGAGAAGUUCUGAUUGGAUGCUCACUUGAUUUGGUAUGAAGAAGCAGCAGAUACGAAAUAAGAUUUUUUAAGCAAGAUUGUUCCGGGUCUUCAUCUCAUCAAACUCUUUCUUCAGG
Puccinia graminis f. sp. tritici CRL 75-36-700-3 is the source of this 796-nucleotide messenger RNA. RefSeq names its product blocked early in transport 1. The transcript is spliced from 6 exons. Lineage: Eukaryota; Fungi; Basidiomycota; Pucciniomycetes; Pucciniales; Pucciniaceae. The coding region runs from base 69 to 542 and encodes 157 amino acids. The record is from RefSeq and is a predicted model, not a curated record. Gene Ontology annotation, biological process: endoplasmic reticulum to Golgi vesicle-mediated transport.